UUAAAAAAAAUGUUAAAAAAGUUUAACAGCACCUUAAACAUUACUUAUUAUGUAAUACAAAUCCAUAAUUUCAGUAGGUAAUUUAGUUUUACGUGUAACUUAGUUUCAACGUUUAAAUCGUACACAUAAUAUUAUGUAUGAUAUAAUUUUUUUUUUAAUGAGUGAUCUUUAAAGUGUGAGCUGAAUGUUUCUGAAAAAGAAUCAAAUUAAUUUGUCAGUUUUAUUUAAAAAUGUGUAUCAAAUACAUUUCUGCGGCUAUUCAAAUAAAGAAGUAAUCAGUAGAAUGAGAGUAUUAAAUGUUGCUGAAAAAAAUGAUGCUGCAAAAAACAUUGCUGGGCAUUUGUCUAGUGGCAAUCUUCAAAGAAGAGAAGGUUUUUCAAAAUUUAACAAAAUAUAUGAGUUUAACCAUACUUUUCAAGGAUCGCCAAGCACUAUGAUUAUGACAUCUGUUUCUGGUCAUUUACUUGGGUAUGAAUUCCAAGGCUCAUACCGUUCAUGGACAUCUUGUUCUCCUCUUGAAUUAUUUCAUAUUCCUGUUGUAAAAGAAUGUCCAAAAGACUUUCUUAAUAUUAAGAAAACAUUAGUUCGAGAAGUCCAAUCAUGUAAUGCAUUAGUGAUAUGGACUGAUUCUGAUCGAGAAGGAGAAAAUAUUGGAUUUGAAAUAAUUAAUGUGUGUAGAGAAGUUAAUCCAAGAAUUCAAGUUUAUAGAGCUACAUUAUCAGAAAUUACUAAACCGUCAGUACAAAGAGCUAUUAGUAAUCUUGGACCUCCAAAUAAAAAUAUUAGCGAUGCAGUUGAUGUGAGAAGUGAAUUAGAUUUAAGAAUUGGUGCAGCAUUUACUCGUUAUCAAACAAUGCGUUUACAAAAAGUGUUUCCUGAAGUAUUAGCUAAGAGUUUAAUAAGUUAUGGUAGUUGUCAAUUUCCAACAUUAGGAUUUGUGGUUGAACGGUAUAAAGAUAUUCAGAAUUUUAUUCCUGAAAAUUUUUGGAAAAUAAAAGUUCAUCACAAAAUUGAAAAUUUGGAUGUAGAAUUCUCAUGGCAACGAGUAAGGUUAUUUGAUGAAGUUCUUUGCAAUAUACUUUAUGAACGUUGCCAAGAAAAUCCAACUGCUUUGGUGUUGAAAGUAACUAAAAAGCCUAAAUCUAAAUGGCGACCAGUACCUUUAGAUACUAUUGAGUUGGAAAAAGCUGCUAGUCGUAAACUUGGAAUAAACGCUAAAGAAACUAUGAAAAUUGCUGAAAAACUGUAUAGUCAAGGUUUUAUUAGCUAUCCUAGAACUGAAACUAAUAUAUUUCCUAAAGAAUUAAACUUAUCAAAUUUAGUUCAAUUGCAAGUACAAGAUAAUAAUUGGGGUGAUUUUGCGCAAAAUAUUUUAAACAAUGGCCCUUCACCUCGACAAGGUAAAAAAUCUGAUCAGGCACAUCCUCCAAUACAUCCAACUAAAUACACAAAUGGACUUCAAGAUAGAGAACGUAAAGUUUAUGAAUAUGUUGUGAGACAUUUCUUAGCUUGUUUAUCCAAAGAUGCUGAGGGUGAAGAAACUAUUGUAAAUAUUGAAAUAAACGGAGAAAAGUUUUUAGCGAACGGACUUCGAAUUAUUGCAUUGAAUUACCUAGAAGUAUAUCCUUAUGAUAAAUGGUCAAAUAAACAGAUCCAUAAUUACAACCAAGGACAAUCAUUUAUGCCUACUAAAAUAGAAAUGAUUGAUGGACAAACUAGUCCUCCAAAUCUCCUUACAGAAGCUGAUCUAAUUUCUUUGAUGGAUAAACACGGCAUUGGUACUGAUGCUACGCAUGCCGAGCAUAUUGAAACUAUCAAGUCACGUUUAUAUGUUGGACUAGAAAAUAAUAAAUACUUUGUUCCUGGAGAACUUGGAAUUGGUCUAGUGGAAGGUUAUGAUAAUAUGGGUUUUGAGAUGUCGAAACCCCAUUUAAGAGCUGAACUUGAAGCAGAUUUAAAAAAAAUAUGUGAAGGUACCAAAUCACCUUCAGUGGUACUCAGAGAACAAAUAGCUAAAUAUAAAGAAGUAUUUAUUAAAACAACAGAACAAGUAGAAAAAUUAGAUCAAUCUUUAGGAAAAUAUUUAAGAACACAGCCUAUUGCUUUCCAAAAUAAUGGUCAACAUGAAUCAAUGACAAUAAAGAAUAUUCGCAAAUGCCCUGUUUGUAAACUAACUAAUCUGGUAUUAAAAAAAAAACAAAACAAUCAAGGAUUUUUUAUCACGUGUACUGGCUUUCCAACUUGUAGAAAUACAUAUUGGUUACCUCCUAGUGUAAUUGAAGCACAAGUCAGCGAGAAUGUUUGUUCCCAGUGUUCAGGAGAUAUAAAAUUAAUUAAAUUCCAAUUCACUGCUAGAAGUAUGCGACCUCAUUAUCCAGAUACUUACGAGGGUUGUAUAAAUGGGUGUGAUUCUACAUUGAGUGAGAUACUUCAAGUUAACAUGUCUCGUCCUUCAUCUUCUUCUUCUUCAAGCACCCAACCUUCUAGUAGAAAUAUUGUUACAACCAAUCAAAAUAGGGGUCCUAACCGUGACAAUAAUGUUCCUCGUCCAGCAAAUAAUAUUUCCAGGUUUGGGAGUUCUCAGAAUACUCAGCCUCUUAACAAUGAUCAAGUUUGCUGUCAAUGUGGAAAUGCUGCUAAGCUAUUAACAGUUACUAGAGAAACACCAAAUAAGGGACGUCAAUUUUAUGGUUGCUCAAAACCAAUUUCUGUAGCUGAUAGAUGUACUUUCUUUUUAUGGGCAGACGACCAACCUAGGCCUGCUGCCAAUCAUCCUAAUAUACAAUUUAACAAUAGAAAUAAUGGUCAAAAUAAUAAUGGACAAAUGAAUAAUUCAUAUAGAGCUAGAGCUGUAAACAAUCACUCUGGCGGACAAAGAAAAUGUGGACUUUGUAAGCAGACAGGUCAUACACGAAGAAACUGUCCACGGAAUUAAAAACAAAUAUUAAUGUCCGCUUGAAGUGAGUCCCAGGUUUUCGUUGAUACUGCGUUGUGUGUACA
Melanaphis sacchari is the source of this 3000-nucleotide messenger RNA. RefSeq names its product DNA topoisomerase 3-alpha (gene Top3alpha). The transcript has 20 exons. The record is from RefSeq and is a predicted model, not a curated record. Gene Ontology annotation, molecular function: zinc ion binding; DNA topoisomerase type I (single strand cut, ATP-independent) activity; DNA binding. NCBI's taxonomy places the organism in Eukaryota, Metazoa, Arthropoda, Insecta, Hemiptera, Aphididae. Gene Ontology annotation, cellular component: chromosome; nucleus. The coding region runs from base 185 to 2935 and encodes 916 amino acids. Gene Ontology annotation, biological process: DNA topological change.